UGUGUGAAAAGAAUUCCAAUCAUUUGACAUCACUAUAAAACAUAUCAAUGGCCGAUACAUCUCCAAAAGUGGCAAAAUAAGCAGUACACAAGAGAACAUGAAGUCUGUUUAUAACAUCUUCCUAGUGUUGUUCAUCUUCUUCCUCGUUGUUCUUGGUGAGUCGCCAGAGAAGAUAGAAGACGGCGAAAAGUUCAAAUGCCUGCAAGAGUACGGAGGAGACGUGGGUCCCACGUUUUGUAACCCUAAAUUCUUCCCAACGUUGUGUCGUCAGAACUGCCGGAGUUUCAAAGGUGCGAAAGGCGGGAGAUGCGUGAAGAAACACAAAAACAAACCUAUCAAAUGCUUCUGCGACUACUGCAAAGACGAGUAAAUUACUAGAGAGCAUCAACCGCUGGUUGCAGUUCAAAUCGGUAAACGCAGCCGCCCCCACCCACUAUUUCAAACAAGAGAACACUCUAUUUCCCUAAUCGUUAUGUAAUUUCAUAUCAAUUUAUAAAUGUAGUAAUGUCCCAAGUCGUCUAUGAAUAAUGCUACAAAUAAAUAUAGAUGCCUAUUUAUGAUGA
Messenger RNA from Eutrema salsugineum, 563 nucleotides. Its product is annotated as defensin-like protein 197. The transcript has 2 exons. Bases 98 to 370 code for a protein of 90 amino acids. Gene Ontology annotation, cellular component: extracellular region. NCBI's taxonomy places the organism in Eukaryota, Viridiplantae, Streptophyta, Magnoliopsida, Brassicales, Brassicaceae. The record is from RefSeq and is a predicted model, not a curated record. Gene Ontology annotation, biological process: defense response. Gene Ontology annotation, molecular function: sodium channel inhibitor activity.